This is a messenger RNA of Canis lupus familiaris (dog), 1095 nucleotides long. It is a transcript of the gene ABRACL, whose product is annotated as ABRA C-terminal like. The record is from RefSeq and is a predicted model, not a curated record. Lineage: Eukaryota; Metazoa; Chordata; Mammalia; Carnivora; Canidae. Gene Ontology annotation, biological process: regulation of actin filament-based process. The coding region runs from base 462 to 707 and encodes 81 amino acids. The transcript has 5 exons.
AAGGGGAUUCUGGGUACAGCAAGCAUCUCUCUGUCUCUCUCUCUCUUUGGCGUGCAAGUAAAGAACAGUGAAUAAAACAACGGUGACUAAAAGAAAAGGAGUAUAAAUAGACCGAUUGAGCUAGGUAGUUAAAUGUAGGAAAUACUGAAUGAAGAAGAGACGAAAGUUAUAUUCACUCAGGAUCAAGAACUGGCAUUGCCCGAGCAAAAUUUCUUUGCAAGAGAACAGCCUUUCUCUUCUGCAUCAGUCACUUCCUUCCUCAGCCUCUUCCUCCUCGGUGUGUUGAAGAAGACGACCCGGCCCGCACCCACGCUGCACCAGCUUUUCCUCGGAAAGUCAGAAGAGGCGGAAAGCUUACUCCAGCCCAGCCUUCUGUCCUUACCAAAUGUCGGGGGCCUCAAGGAUUGUGGAACAACAAUGAGUACUCCCCCACUGUGUCCCCGCUAAAUAAUAAAGCAGCAAUGAAUGUGGAUCAUGAAGUUAACCUUUUAGUGGAGGAAAUCCAUCGUCUAGGUUCAAAAAAUGCUGAUGGGAAGUUAAGCGUGAAAUUUGGGGUCCUCUUCCGAGAUGACAAGUGUGCCAACCUCUUUGAAGCAUUGGUGGGAACUCUCAAAGCUGCAAAACGAAGGAAGAUUGUUACGUACACAGGAGAGUUGCUUUUGCAAGGUGUUCAUGAUGAUGUGGACAUUAUAUUGCUGCAAGAUUAAUGUGGUUUACCUUUGUUUAUUAUUAUUUUUUGUUUCUGGUCAACUGGAAUAUUAAGUCAAAGGACAAACAUGAGCAUACUUAAUGUAUUUUUAUAGAACUUUGUAAACAAAAGGAGACUCUUAUUUUAAAAGUCUGUCCCUUUUUAUACCUUGAAAGAGAACUUAUGAAUUACACUGUAAAAUAAACAAAACCUAUUAUUUUUCUCAGGAAUCUGACUGGAAAAAUGUAGGCAUGGAGGCUUUUUUGGUGAGGGUGCAAGAGUGUUCAUAAAUAAUUCUUAGACAAUCUUUACAGAUAGUUGACAUUCCAUAAAAGAGGCCAAACUGAAGACCAGCUCCCACAAGCAAUAUUAUAAUGUUUAUGUAAUAAAAACAGGUAACUAUGUCA